GAACUUUGUCAUGUGAUGAGCAGUAGGCAGAUACUACAAACAUAUUAGAACUUGCGAAAAAUAAAAAGGAAGACUGUUGUGCAAUGUCGGGAGGGGAUGCAGAAGGGGUAAUGGGGACGGGCGGACAGGUGGACGACCUGACAAUGGCGUUGAUUGACAGUGCAUUUGAUAAGAAUGAGGAAUGUCAGGAUGUGAUCUCCCAAUCACUGUUCGCUCUAGGAAGGAAGAUACCAGAACUGGUUCUCAGCUCAUGCUACUCCUACCUGAAACAGCACGGAAAGCUAGCCCAGGGUCACCGUGUGGUGAUUCUCCAGGUGAUUGAGAAAGUUGUGCAUGAGGAACUCGAGGUUAUUGACAAGGAGCUUGCUAUUGGUCUAAUCAAACAGGCCUCCAAGGAGCUCACACAGGAAAAUGAUGUGGUUCCAGACUGGCAGACGGCAGCUAGUGGUGUGCUAGUAGCAUUGGGAAAGCGGUACUGUAAUGAGGUUAUGGAAGAAAUGCUGCAGAAAUUCCAGCCAGGAGCUCUCCCACACUUUUUUGUUGUCCAGACCAUUGCAAAUCUGGCAUCAGCAAACGUAUAUGGAAUGGUUCCCCACCUGACGGCUGUGCUUGGCACCAUGCUGCCGAUGUUGGGGAUGGCAAAACAGGACAACAUGAGAUGGGUCUUCUCCUCAGCUAUCUCCAAGUUUAGUGAGGCCAUUAUUGACUACAUCGCGAACAUUGACAAAGCCCCGGACCCAAGUGUGAAGAAAGAGAUGUUCUCGUCAGAAAUCUUCUCUGCGUAUGACGUCAUCUUUAAUGUCUGGAUUCAAUCUAAGGAAACGAAGUUGCGGCUGGCCAUAGUGGAGGCUCUUGGUCACAUGUGUCAUCUGAUGGCGCGUGAUAAACUGGAGGAACAGUUGCCACGGAUACUCGCAGGAAUUCUAGGACUUUACAAAAAACACCAAGAACCCUUCCAUAUCACUCAGGGUCUGUGCAGUGUCCUGGACGCGGUGUGUGAGGGAGGGAGCACGAUACUGGAACCACAUCUCGAACAUGUCCUUAACGAUCUCUUUCGUCAGGUGUUUUCCCCAGUUGACUAUAACAACCCUCUCAGUAUGAAGAAUCACAAUGAGGUUCUCAGAUGCUUCGCUGUGAUAGCUGGCUCGUUCUCUGGAAAGUUGACAGGGAUCUUGCUACAGAAGUUGGAACAGAACAACGAGAAAAUCAAGAUUGGCAUUCUCACCAUCUUCAAGCAUCUUAUCAAUGCAGCAGCACCGGCGAUGGAAGACAAGAAGGAGGUUGUGUUGUCAGGGCUGAAGGGUGUUGCCCAGGAACCUAGCAACAAGGUGAAGAAGACGUUUGCUCAAGUUGUCAUAGCGAUGGGUCAUCACGGUUAUAUGGACCUGGAAGGGGGGACAACUAUGAUAGAGUUUAUAGCAACCCAGUGCUCCUUGCCUGACGAUCCUCCAGGGGCAAAGCGUUCCCCCGACCCGGACUUUGUGACGAACCAGCAGCUACGCUACAUGUGUGACAAUGUGCUGCAGCUCCUCACCAACACAGUGGAACAGAUGGAAAAUGUGUUAUGGCCGUACCUGUUGGAACUUGUGGUCCCAGAGAAAUUCACUGAGGGGGUGGGGGUCAUUUCUCGUUGCCUAGCAACCAUAGCUGCCAAGAAGCGGGAGGCCAACACAGAGGACUAUGAUUUGGAUUAUGAAACACAAGCAAACCUGCCCAAACCAUCCGAUGUCAUUGCCAGGCUAAUGGUAUUGGCUGGUCGUCCUCUGAACGGGCGUGAGCGAGGUGUGCACGUUCUGAACCUGAUGAAGGGGCUGUCCCCAAACCUGCACGAGGGGCUAGUGGAACUCUGGGACACCGUCAUUCCCAAACUUGUGCAGUACCUGGAAGACCCAGAGAAGACUGAGAGCUGGUCCCAAAAGAGUUGGGAGGACCUUCUGUUAAAGAUGUUGUCAAAGUCCCUUGAUGUCAUCGACCACGAGGAGUGGAUUGCUGAUCUUGGGGAAAAGUUGGGGGCACAGAUUCCUAUGUACGCACGAUACCCGGAGGAAAAGAACUUCCUGUUCAAGUGUGUGGGUAUUGUGAUGAGGAAGUCGACAAAGAAGGACUUUGUGACGAAGAUGCUGGAUACCGUCUUCAGCUCUGUCAAACACACUGACCAGACAGAGAGGGAGGGUUGUGCUGUUUGUCUUGGUUUCUGCGCCACGUCUCAUCUCGACUCUGUACUCUCCAAGCUCGAGACUGUCACUAAGACAGACAUGGCCCAGAAGAAAGGAGGAGUUUUCAGCUUCAUGAAGUCAGAGAAAUCCGAGGUGGACAUUGAGCGUAUCAAGGCUACGUUGAUGCUGUGUUAUGGUUACGUUGCACUAUUUUCUCCACCCACGUUAAUCAUCUCUCGUAUGGAGGCUACAAUCCUGAGGUCGCUGACCCCUCACUUUGCCAAUGUCAGGGACUCAAGUGUUAAGCAGAACCUUAUCCGUGCAGUGGACCAGAUUGGUCAGGCGCUCCACCCAGGCCACCUCGGUCAGACGUACAACUUCACAAACCGUGGGGAGUUUCUAACGCAUCUCCAAAACUACAUGAGUGCGGAGAGCACUCAACAUAUUGGUAGCGAGACACGCGCACUGGCUCUCCGGGCGUGUACAACACUUAUUAAACUAGACCCAAUCCUGUCAGAUGCUGACUUGUUCGACCUAAUAAAGACAUCAACAGACUGUGUCUUCCCGCUCCCAGCCGACGGUGGGGCUCCUGUUAAGAAAGGAAAAGGUGAGACAUUGGAUUCUGAGGAGGUUGAGGUUCUAACAGAGGCAACAAUUGAGGCCCUUGAUGAUUUACUCACAGAAAUACUGAGCAAGGAUUGUACACCAGCCACCUUCAAUAACAUACUUAAGCAUCUGAUUCCGUGGUACCUGUCCCUAAAUGAUCAUGAGCGACGGAAAGCUUUAAAAACGACCCAUGUUCUACUGCAGUACCUGCUAGAAAACGUUGAAAUUAAGGCCCAGCCAUUUGAGAACCAGCAUGUGCUGUUAGCCCGACUGGUGCCGAGAUGUUCUGAUCCUUGCAUUGAAGUGCGGCAGACCAGUAUGGACUGUAUUCAGGCAACACUUCUCCUUGCCCAGCGAUGUUCUGGUCUUGGUGAUGACCAUAAAGAUCAGAUGGUGGAAGCAUUGCCUACGCUGCGCUCAAGGCUCGAGAAGGGUGACGCUAAUGUGCUAUACAGUGUUGUCAAUGACCUCUCUAAGGUGAUAUCAAAGAAACUGCCAUCAGAGCAGUUAAAACCAUUUAUCGAGCUCAUUGAGGAGGGACUCUUGGACCCACAGUCUCACAGUUCCUCUGGGGCAUGCGUCGUCCUUAACGGCAUCCUGAAAAACAGGGGCACAGAACUCAUGAAGGAGGUUGACUCCAUUCUUGCGGCUAUCCACGGAAAGCUGUUCCAGAUUCAGUUCCCACAGACAAAGACUGGUGCCCUACGCUCCGUCCGAACACUUGCUCAACACCACCUACUUCUUGUGAUUAAAACCCUGCUCACGUAUAGUCUACCUUACGACGAAAAUGCUGUGGAGAUCUGGCGUAUACUGUGUGGGGACAGUCAGCUAGUGACGGUCAUGUUGGACCACAUGUUAGAUCUAUACCAGAAGUCCCUACCAUACGAGGAAAAACCCCAGGAUGAUGGCAAGGAGCCAGUACGCCGGGCCACACAGACACCACUAGCUAUAACGUGCGCGUUGGUCGAGGUGUUUCAAGUAGAGGAGGUUGAAGAGCAGGUUGUCAAGAACUAUCAUCGCCUGUUUGCGGCACUUAUGGUCCGUAUGGGGUCCAGUGUAGGGGUUGAGCCACUUAAACCUCCACAAACGACAAAGUCAUGGGGAUUUUUUAAAAGUAAAUCUGAGCCAACCACACCUAAGGACAAGAAGAAGGGUGGGGCACCGCCGCCCUCUAGCAACACCAAAGCUGUCAAACCAAGCAUGGUUGCUGUUGACGCAUUUCGAAAGUUUCUGGCCGUGACGAAGAGCGAGGACAUUGCGGAGACCCUGGAGAAAGAGGAAUGCUGGGAAAAACUUGAGGAUAAAGAGGAACUGGCCAAUGGAAUCAACAUAAUCACCAAAGCGCUGGUAACGAGCACAGUGGGUGGGGCGCAUGUAUCAAACAUCGUGUCCUGUCUCUCACCCAUGUUGUCAAGUCUUUAUGACCCACAGAGAGUAGUCGUUGCUGCUUUCCUUGCUCAGCUCAUCGAAGAGAAGUGUAUGGGUGAUGACAAUCUCGUGGAACUGGUAAUGAACAGUCUGCUGGGACGACUGGUUGACUCUUCCCACGUUGUGCGACAGAUGUGCAUCCGUGGCCUAGGCAACAUUGCCAGUAUUGGACAGGAACAGGUGCAGCACUACUCGACGACUGUGCUAUCAGCCAUGAUGGCGGGAAUGGAUGACAAGGAGGACCCUGAGGAUGACAUCACUGUCGAGUCUAUGAGCGGCCUGUCAAAAGUACUCUCUGAGAUCGACGAAAAACAUAUUAGAGCCAUUCUAAUCAAUGUGGCCCUGAGGAUACGUCCCUGCUUUGAAAGGGAGAAGCCCAAUGUGCGUGCCCAGUCUAUCAUCCUGUUUGGAAAUCUAUCUGCAUUUGGAGAUGGUCCCUCAAAACAGCCAUUCCUUGAGCAGAUCCAUAGCAACUUUGUGAGCCUCCUGCUACAUCUUAAUGACCCUGACAAUGAAGUGAAAAAGGCAUGCAAGUACGCGCUGAAGAAAAUUGGAGCCUUGAUUGGGUCUGACCCAAUCAACAACAUGUUCCAGAAAUUCCUUCUGGAAGAGUCCAACCUUCAUUAUGGGGAGUUUAUGAAUGACUUGUCAAAGCUUAUAAUCCAGGAUUUCCCCGAGAAGGUUAACUUCUAUGUGAUGGGCUGUGUGUCAUUCUACAAGAGCAUGUGGUCAGAAAUCAAGAGCAACGCUGCACUCUUUACAGGGUUUCUGUUGGGUAACUUGCCACAGGAGAGACAAGGUGUGAUCUCUAAGGAGCAUGUCUGUGCCGCCCUGAUUAUACUGCUGAAGGACCCGACCCCGUCUGUACGCUCCAGUGCGGCUGAGGCCAUGAGUCUACUGGACAAAUACUAGUGUAAUAUCCACAUGCAUGUAGGAGUUGUGUCCCUUAUGUUUGUGAACACUUGUGAAAUAUACAAAAUGUUAAAGCAUUUAUAAGCAAAACUGAAUAGUUAUCAAAUUUGCGGACAUAUUAGGGUAGUUUAUGUUCAAUAGUAUUGAUAUUUGUUCAACACUAAUAAACUGAUAUGAAUAAUAAUAUAGUUCUGAGCAGGACAGGUCAAACUGUUCAAUCUCUGGAAGAAGGCCAAAAUUCAUUUGAAAGAGUGUAAUACUGGAGUGUUAAAUAUGUCAUUCAAAUUUAACAUUGUACAUAUAAACAUUUUCUGAAAUUUUCAGAGUAUAUGCUUUGCCAUUUGGCAAACAUAUAGCUAGACUAAUUAGGCUUUCUCAAACCAACUGACCUUAAACAAUUGAAACUAAUAUGGGGACACAUGUUUUACCUCCAUAAACAAAAGACUAGUUUUUAUUCUGUUUUUAUGUUCUAGAAAUACAAAAUUAACAAUAAGUUUAAUUCAUGUGAAAUGCAUCUGAAUGUAUAUUACUAAAAAUACAUAAAGAUCAGGGUAUUUCUAUUAAGGGUAUUUUCUUGAUUUUCAUUUGAAUAAUUUUGACUUUCUUUUAACAAUACAUUUAUAUUGAUAACAGCCUUUUCGGAAUCACAGAAAUGAGAAGUGUAUGAACAAAUGCUGUUUUAAAAAACACAUUUAUUGAAAUAAAGUCUUAAAACUUUCCAACCUAAUUAAGGAUGAACUACUUCAAAUUGUGUGUGUUUUUAUUAACACUGUCUACAAACUUUACAGACAUACCUCGUCCAGUUUAUGAGGAGCAUUGUUACAUUGUUAUAUCUGAAUGGCCGACAAGUAUAUAUGAUAUUGGAAUAGGCCUAGUGAUUUUACAAUAUGAAAUAUAUAUUGCCUAAUUAAGACUCGAUGUUAUGUUUUUGUUCAAAUUUCAAAAAAACAACCAUGUCAUUUUUUUCUUUUCUCAUUACCCUGUAAGCUUGUAUAUAAAUGUAUCAAUUUUUGCUAAUAUAAUCAUUAUUUUUUUUUAAUGACCACAAUUGAUAUUGAUGCAAUAUGUGUUGUGUGUACGAAAUUGACCAGACAUUAGCCAGUGUGAUUAUUUUAAGCUGUAAAAUUAUGACAUAUCAUUUUAAAUUUCCAUAUUUACAACAUUUGGUGUUGCCAUUACAUAGACAAAUCAUUGUUCUUGAUGUUGCCAUAAAUUAUACAAAUUAAUGUUUUUGUUCAUCUAUGUUUAUGCUUAUGGAUCAAGUGUGGUAGAUUUUUCUUGUGUCUGUUUUUUUCGUAUUAUAUAUUCCUUCAUUUACUGUUAACGUGAAAAAUAUAUUUUACAUAUGUUAUGAUAUAGUUUAAGUACAGAUAAUGUUACAAUGUUUUAAGUGUGUAUAAGAUGGUCUUCAUUUGUUUAUAUUGAUGUUUAUGACAAAAAAAAUUGUAUCAAUUAAAUUUGACACUUUAUUGAAUGAUUUAGUGCAAUAAAUUAUAUUUGUGAAUCAUA
Messenger RNA from Mya arenaria, 6611 nucleotides. RefSeq names its product maestro heat-like repeat-containing protein family member 1. Lineage: Eukaryota; Metazoa; Mollusca; Bivalvia; Myida; Myidae. Gene Ontology annotation, cellular component: cytoplasm. The record is from RefSeq and is a predicted model, not a curated record. The transcript has 41 exons. The coding region runs from base 84 to 5102 and encodes 1672 amino acids.